CAUUUGGCAUACUAAAAAGUGAAGAAAAUAUGAUAUUUAUGGUAUACAUUUUGACCCAAAAGUGUUGAAUAAACAAAAUAUUGACCACAGAAAUUGGCGCAUCUUUUCCCAUAAGCUGACAGAUACACAUCACAUAUCUUUCACCUUCUGCGUCCUUAUAAAAAGCACCAUCGUCCAUACGGUUUUCAAACACAUUAGUUACAAUAGCAGCAACAUAGUGAGCGAGGUCAGGGGAGAAGAUGUUUGGAUUUGAAAACAUGAAGAUUUCCAGCAGUGAUGCAGCCAACCCGGUCAUCAAUCUCGAUCAAGGAGAUCCGACGGCAUUCCAAGAGUAUUGGAUGAGUAUGACGAUGAAGGAGAGGUGUGUUGUGGUGAUACCAGGAUGGGACCUGAUGAGCUACUUUAGCGAUAAGACGAACGUGUGUUGGUUCCUGCGGCAAGAUCUUGCUGAGGCGAUCAAGGCGUUGCACCGUGCGAUCGGCAACGCAGCGACUGAAGAACGCUACAUCGUGGUGGGUAAUGGCUCUUCACAGCUUUGUCAAGCCGCUUUGUUCGCACUUUCUUCUCUCUCUGAGGACAAGCCUCUCAGCAUUGUCGCCGCGGUUCCUUACUACUCCACAUACGAGGAGGAGGCAUCGUAUGUUCAGUCGCAGCUGUACCAGUGGGAAGGAGACGCAAGAACGUUCAACAAACCCGGACCAUACAUCGAGAUUGUGACAUCACCGAACAAUCCUGAUGGGACCAUCAGAGAGCCGGUGGUGAACCGUGGUGGGAAAGUGAUAUACGACUUUGCGUAUUACUGGCCACACUACACUCCUAUCACUCACCGUCAAGACCACGACAUUAUGCUCUUCACCUUCUCUAAGAUCGCCGGUCACGCUGGGUCCCGCAUCGGGUGGGCGUUAGUGAAGGACAUAGAGGUGGCUAAGAAGAUGGUGCAAUACCUAACAAUCAACUCAAUUGGUGUGUCUAAGGAGUCGCAGAUUCGAGCCACCGUGAUCCUCAAUGAACUCACCAAAAGUUGUCGCAUCAAAUCGGAGAGUUUCUUCGAGUAUGGUAACGAGAAGGUGAAGACACGGUGGGAGAGUCUACGCUGGGUCGUAGAUAAGACCGGUGACACAUUCACUCUACCUGAUUACCCUCAAGCCUUUUGCAACUUCUUUGGCAAAAGCAGCUCAACUUAUCCUGCGUUUGCAUGGCUGGGGUGUAACGAAGAUAAGGAUCUCGAAAGUCUCUUGAAGGAAAAAUAUGUUUUGACAAGAGGAGGAGAGCGAUGUGGCAGUGAUAAGAAGUACGUACGCGUCAACAUGCUUGGACCCAACAAAGACUUUGAGGACUUUCUCAACAGGCUUCUCACCAUCAAGUAUCCUAACUGCUUUGAGGAGAUCCCCUGCUUUGAGCCUUAAGUUAUUGUUUUUAUUUUCCAUAUGACAUUUCCAAUAAUGGUUGUUCUUUUCGUAAUGUUGAGCACAAUGGCAUUGUGAUGUUUUCCUUUCUUCUGAAUUUAUCUUAUAAUAAUAAUUUAAAAGGUUUUUCUAUCAUUAAGUGUUAAAUAAAAAAAAUGUCAACUUUUCUAUAUGGAGACGUAAUUUGAACGAAUUGGAUAAAAAUACGUAUAGAUUCAUCACAUGAUGAAUUUAUCUUUUAUGGUAUAAAAGUGAUACGUCUGUAAAAUCCUUUAUAUAUUAAUUGAGAAACAUUACAAUAUUGUUUUGUAGUUACGUGUCACUAUAAAAAUGAAAUUCAGAAUUCUUAUAGAAAUAGAUUGGUUCAUCUUAAUUUAUAUUAUAUUUUUUAUUAAACUAACUAUUAAUUUGAUUAAUAGUGU
Brassica rapa (field mustard) is the source of this 1828-nucleotide messenger RNA. Its product is annotated as tryptophan aminotransferase-related protein 1. Gene Ontology annotation, biological process: amino acid metabolic process. Gene Ontology annotation, molecular function: carbon-sulfur lyase activity; transaminase activity. Lineage: Eukaryota; Viridiplantae; Streptophyta; Magnoliopsida; Brassicales; Brassicaceae. The record is from RefSeq and is a predicted model, not a curated record.